AUGCUUGACUCACCAGACCGCGGAGGUACAUUCACGGACUGCCUGGGCCGUGUUCCAUCGACAGGACCAGGUGUCCCGCCGCGCGACAUUGUGAUCAAGCUGUUAUCGCGCGAUCCGAACAACUACGCCGAUGCUCCGACCGAAGGCAUCCGUCGUAUCCUCGAACAAGCCACAGGACGCAAGAUUCCUCGCUCGCAAAAGAUCUCGACGGAGGAUAUUGAAUACAUCCGGCUCUCGACCACGGUCGCCACCAAUGCGUUGCUCGAGCGCGAUGGCGAGCGCCACGCACUGAUAACCACCAAGGGCUUCCGCGUACGUGUUCAACACUUACACCAGGACAUUGUACAGAUUGGCAAUCAAGCGCGUCCCGCCAUUUUUGACCUGGCCAUCCACAAGCCUGAAGUUCUGUACGACCAGGUUGUGGAGAUUGACGAGCGAGUGACGCUGGUGGGCUACACGUCCGAUCCUCAAGCGGGCCAGCACGCCGUGCAGUUCUCGUCGACGGCGCGCGAUGCGCAUGUUUCGCAGGCGUACUCGGGGCGUGAUCGGCCGCCGAGCGCAGGAGCACCCGGUGCACAGUACGUGGCCCCCGACGUGGUGCGCGGCGUGUCUGGCGAUGCUGUGGCGAUUUUGCGCCGCCCCGAUGAAGCGGUUGUGCGCCGCGAGCUCGAGUCGCUCUAUGCACAGGGAUACCGCAGCCUGGCCAUUGUAUUUAUGUUCAGCUACACGUACCCAGAGCACGAGCAGCUGGUCAAACGCAUUGCGCAGGAGAUCGGCUUCCCUAGCAUCAGCGUGAGCUCCGACCUGAUGCCGAUGAUCAAGAUGGUGCCACGCGCCACAUCUGCGACAGCGGAUGCGUACCUGACGCCCGUGCUACAGGCGUACCUGAACGGGUUCUUUAGUGGCUUUGAUGCCUCGCUGCGUGACGGCAGCGCUGGCACCCGCGUCGAAUUUAUGAUGUCGGAUGGGGGUCUGACGUCGGUCGAGCACUUUACAGGGCUCAAGUCGAUCAUCAGUGGCCCCGCUGGUGGCGUCGUCGGUAUGGCGCUCACCACCUACGAUAAGGACGACGGGCGUCCGUGCAUCGGCUUUGAUAUGGGCGGCACAUCCACCGAUGUGUCGCGCUACGCGGGGCAGUACGAGCGCGUCAUGGAGACGACCAUUGACGGUCCCCCAGCUCGAGUGCGUAUGCUUUACUCACCCAGUGUCAACACCGUGGCCUCCGGUGGCUCCUCGCGCCUCUUUUUCCGUAACGGGCUCUUUGUCGUCGGCCCUGAAAGUGCGUCGGCGCAUCCCGGCCCCACGUGCUACCGCAAAGGCGGCCCCCUUGCGAUCACUGACGCCAACCUUGUGACUGGGCGACUCGCCACGGACAUGUUCCCCCAGAUCUUUGGCCCGAACGAGAACGAAGGCCUCGAUAUGGAUGCGUCUCUUCGUGCCUUUGAGGCACUCACCGCGCAGAUCAAUGCCGAGACGCAGCGCUCUCUCACCGUCGACGAGGUGGCCCACGGCUUUUUGCGCGUCGCGAACGAGGCCAUGUGCCGCCCUAUUCGCUCGCUCACCCAGGCCCGAGGCUUUUCUACGUCGAAGCACGUUCUCGCGUGCUUUGGCGGCGCCGGUGGACAGCACGCAUGUGCAAUUGCGCGUGCGCUGGGCAUCACCACCGUCGUGGUGCACAAGUACUCGUCAAUCCUGUCCGCCUACGGCAUGGCCCUCGCUGACCGCGUGUUCGAGGCGCAGGAACCGAGCAGUGAGACGUGGGGCGCUCCUAUGGCCCUAGACCGCCUCCAAGCGCGCGCACGCGACCUCGAGCAGCGUGCGGUCGAUGAGCUGGUGCGCCAGGGCUUCCCCACGAAUCGCAUCCACGUCGACGUGUACCUCAACAUGCGCUAUGACGGCACAGACACGGCCCUCAUGACCCUCAAGCCCGCGGCCAAGGACGACUGGGACAUGAAGCGUGUGUUUGUCGAAACGUACCGCCAGGAAUUCGGCUUUAUCCUCAAAGAUCGCCCAAUCCUUGUUGACGAUGUCCGUGUGCGCGCGACAGGCCGCACGUUCGACACGCUCGGCCCGUCCGUGCUCCGCGAACAUGCGGCGCAAUGCGCUCAGCACGGCGCCCAGGCAUUCCCUGAAGCACCUGCGUAUGCGAAUGCACCUCGUCGGCCCGUAUACUUUGACCAGUUGGGGCGCCAGCCUACGGCCAUUGUGCGACUGCGCGAUGUGGAGCCGAUGCACCAUGUGCCGGGCCCUGCGAUCCUCAUUGAUGAGACGCAGACGAUCCUGAUAGAGCCGCGUUGCGAAGCGCGUAUGCUGACCGAUGCUGUGCUGAUCCAAAUCCAGUAUUGA
Messenger RNA from Malassezia sympodialis ATCC 42132, 2346 nucleotides. RefSeq lists its product as uncharacterized. Gene Ontology annotation, molecular function: 5-oxoprolinase (ATP-hydrolyzing) activity. Lineage: Eukaryota; Fungi; Basidiomycota; Malasseziomycetes; Malasseziales; Malasseziaceae. The record is from RefSeq and is a predicted model, not a curated record. Gene Ontology annotation, biological process: glutathione metabolic process. The transcript is spliced from 3 exons. Gene Ontology annotation, cellular component: cytosol. Bases 1 to 2346 code for a protein of 781 amino acids.